AUGACCAGAAGAAGCGGCCGCGCCUUUGUGUUCAAUCUGACAUACGUGGCACAGAUGGGGGCGGUGCAGGAGGUGCUGCCAGCGUGGAUGUUCAACACCAGCCUCCUGGGAGACGACGUGCUGAGCCGCCCAGACACUCCCUUCCGACUCGUUGCCUACAGCUCCUUCCUGCAUGAUGUCACCACACUCAACUCAACACUGGACUACAGAAGAGUGGCAUGCAUGCACCUGCUGCCCGUCAUACGCCAACACGUGCAGAACGCGCAGCAGGUGACCUUCUUUGGCCCGUGGGCAGCCAGAGAGGACAUCAAGCCGCGCUGGCUGAUCAACCGAAGCGACAACGUGCGUGGCAUGGCCUUCGAGGAGGAAGCUUCCAGGUGGGUGGUGCUUCAAGAGGAAUAUUCCCAGUGGGUGGUGCUUUCGCAUCAUGUCGCUCACCUCAUGUCACACUCACAUCGCUAA
Molecule: messenger RNA, 462 nt
Organism: Closterium sp. Naga37s-1
Lineage: Eukaryota; Viridiplantae; Streptophyta; Zygnematophyceae; Desmidiales; Closteriaceae
Source: the annotation of a GenBank genome assembly